Messenger RNA from Oryzias latipes (Japanese medaka), 1172 nucleotides. RefSeq names its product coenzyme Q4 homolog (S. cerevisiae) (gene coq4). Gene Ontology annotation, biological process: ubiquinone biosynthetic process. The record is from RefSeq and is a predicted model, not a curated record. Lineage: Eukaryota; Metazoa; Chordata; Actinopteri; Beloniformes; Adrianichthyidae. Gene Ontology annotation, cellular component: mitochondrial inner membrane; mitochondrion.
CUGGGAACCUAUCCGUAGGAAGCUAUCCACGCAUGCGCAGUGUUUGUUUACAAAUUAGCAAUGUGGCUACGUUAUUGUCCACGCUUCAUGAUUAUACGGAGGCAACACAUCGAAUUAUCCACCUCAGCACAGUUUGUCCAGCAGCUUAAUACAAGUCGGAGGGAUCGUUCUCACAGCUACUAUGAUGGCGUUUACCACGGACACAUCCAGACUACUCCCUUUCAGAAAGCCUUGCUGGCUGUUGGCUCAGGUGUGGCAGCUCUGCAGGACCCAUAUAGACACGACAUGGUUGCAGUCCUUGGAGAAACCACAGGUCACCUCGCUCUCGUCAGCCUCAGGGACAGAAUGAGAAAUGACCCUGAAGGCCUCACGAUCCUAACAGAAAGACCACGGAUUCGUCUCUCCACUCUAGACCUGAAAAACAUGGCCUCCUUACCCGACGGGUCUUUCGGAAGAGAAUAUCUCCGUUUUCUGGAGGACAAUAGCGUGACCCCAGACUCCAGAACACAGGUGAGGUUUGUGGACGAUGAAGAGUUGGCCUACGUCAUGCUAAGAUACAGAGAGGUUCAUGACUUGAUGCACACGUUGCUGGGAAUGCCCACGAAUAUGCUGGGUGAGGUGGUAGUGAAAUGGUUUGAAGCGGCACAGACGGGUCUUCCGAUGUGUGCUUUGGGAGCUGUGUUGGGCCCACUUCGACUUAAUGCAAGGCGUCUACAAUCACUGUUCACCUCUUUGGGUCCUUGGGCUUUGCGGAACGGGAGGAGAGGCCGUUGUGUCCUCAGCAUUUUCUACGAGAGACGAUGGGAUCAGAACCUUGAGGAUCUCCGGCAGGAGCUCCACAUUGAGCCUCCUCCUGCCACGCUCCACCCAUCAAGGAAGACCUGAAAUAACUUAGGGAAAUGGGGGCUGACAUUUAAAGAUAGCAUAGAGGAACGUUAGUGGCUACUGAUCGGAAAUAGUUUGAGUAUGUUGCCGUGGGAGUUUUUUUUAUAAGGAUGUAAUUAAUUGGAGAGGAAGUACGGUAGGAAACUCUAGUCUUUGCUAAUUCUGGCUUGUUCCAGCUCAAGCCCUAGUUUGUCCCCAUAACCUUUGAUCUGGUGAAUCACCAACUGUGAAUCAUGUCAGUAUAAUGCAUCAUGUGGUUUAAAUAAAAUAUGAUAAAUUAUUUAAAA